AAUGAUAAAUUAACUUGAUUUUUUUGUUAUGUGUUUUAUUUGCGCUAAUUUAUAGCAAUUGUUAUCAAGGACAAGUAAUAUUCCAAUCUCCUAUAUGAAACCAAUAACAUUAUGCAAUACAAAUAAUUUUAACGGCGGUCAUAACUCAUCUUGGUAUACCAAUAUGGAAUUUAGAAAUCAUAAAAUUGUACCCUUACUCACACGAUCAACAUCUAAUUAUAGAUUAGAUGUUCCAAAUACAAUAAAUUCAUCAAAAUUUCCUAAUUUAGUGACGGAAUAUAAAUGCAGUGCUCCAGAAACCGCUUUAAAUAUGCGAUAUACACCAAAUGAAUGGUUUCAGAAACAAAUAAACUAUUAUAAUGAAUCAAAUUCAUGUAGAUAUCUUUCAGAAAAAGUAAGAAACGAAACUUUACGAAUUAUCAGAGAUGCUGAAGAAAAAGUGCGAUCUGGACAACACAAUACUAGUAGAAGACUUGGUGAAAGAAUAAAUGAUGUUAGUUUUUGGCGAAAUGAACUAAUAUCAGAAUUAGAAAGAUUACUUCAAGAAAUUGAAAGAUUACAAGAGUGUUGUUCUAUUUUAAAUAAAGCUAUUAAAGAUAUUGAAAGUCCAUUACAUAUUGCAGAAGAAUGUCUUUAUCAUAGAGAAGCUAGAAAAGAUACAGAACGCGUGCAUGAUGAAUCAGAGAAAUGCUUAUUUAAGGAAAUAGAAAUCUUAAAUCAAAAUAGAAAAAAAUUGGAGACUUGUUUGGAUAAAUGCAAGAAUCAGCUACGAGAUUGCAGGAUGUCUCAAUGUCAUUUAGAAUUGGAUCUAAAGAAUAAAGAAAGUGCAUUAGAAAUAGAUAAGAUGUGUCAUCAAUUGAAUAAUUACAGCCAUGGAUUGCAAUAUUAUACUGGAACUCAAAAAUAUGAUAAAUGCUUUAUAGAACAAGAUACAUGGAUACAGGCUGUUAAUCAGAUAAUUAAAGAAUCACAAACAGAGAGGAGUAAAUCUUAUCAAUUAAGAACAAAUGCAGAAGCUCUAAUGAUGAAAAUUACACAAGAAAUAUGGGAUGCAUGGAAUAAUACAAACAAUGUUUUAGCACAUAGAUCUUCUGAAUUACUUGAAGCUAAAAAUAAACUUCAACAACAUUUACAGAUGAUACAGCAAGAAAUUUUUGAUGUUGAAAAAAAUUUAGAAUUGAUAUAUAAAGCUAUUACAGAUAAGAGCUACAUACUGAAGGUAGCAUAUACCAGAUUGGAAACUAGAAUGUAUCGCCCAGAUAUAGAGCUUUGUCGUGAUUAUGUACAUACAAGUCUUCAAAAAGAAAUUAAUGAAACAAAUCAUGAAAUAGAAAGAAUGCACAGAACAUUGGAAAAAUUAGAGAAUCAGCAUCAGAAGUUAUUAAAAACUAGGACAAUGCUGGAGCACGAUCUUGAACUGAAGGUUGACGCAAUACACAUUGAUCAUGAUAAAAUCACUGGGCUUAGGCGUGCUUAUCCAAUUAAUGUUCUUUUUAAAUUUUAAUGUUUACCAAUAAAUACUCAUUAUUAUA
Messenger RNA from Frieseomelitta varia, 1532 nucleotides. Its product is annotated as tektin-3-like. Lineage: Eukaryota; Metazoa; Arthropoda; Insecta; Hymenoptera; Apidae. Gene Ontology annotation, biological process: cilium movement involved in cell motility; cilium assembly. Gene Ontology annotation, cellular component: nucleus; microtubule cytoskeleton. The record is from RefSeq and is a predicted model, not a curated record. Bases 95 to 1504 code for a protein of 469 amino acids. The transcript has 8 exons.